ACAGAACUUCACCAGAACCCAACCUCAGAAAGGAGACGGAAAGCCUUAGAAACGGAGAAGAUAUACGUUUAAAGAACACAUAUUUACUUCUUUAAACUGUUACAAAAUUUAACACUAUACUCAUCGAAACUGAUACGUAAUUGGACUGGACUAGUUCUCUUAAGAUUUUGACAUUUUGGGUCAAUAUGCAAACAGAGCAAGUUGCAGGGUGUGCAAUACUUUUAACUGUUGCUGCUUUAACUAUUCGAUGGAUUUUUUCUACGGACAAGUCCUCGCACACAAGUGUUCGUAACCCCGGUGCUUUGGAUUCCGGUCAUGCAGUGAACAGUGAGCAAGUGAAUAUGAUCAAAUCAGUUUUUCCUAAUAUUGAGAGCGUUGCUAUCGCUUAUGAUUUGCAAAAAACUGGUAGUGUUGAUACCACUAUUGAAAAUGCGAUUGCUUCUCAAAAUUUACCUUUGCCAGCACGAGAUUCUGCUCUGUACUCUCGCUUUCCUCUGUCGCCUGGAUCUGAUCUAGCUAAUCAUUCUCCGAUGAGUAAUAAUGUAAAUCCUGAGCAAGUUGCUCAGACUGGACAAAGUUCAAGUACUGUAGUCAAUCCUUCGAUGUCAGAUGUCUCUAAGAGCUUGGUUGAUAAGUAUGGACUUUCUUCUCGACUCAACGAUACAAAUAACACCUCAUCAUCGUCAUCAUUGAAAACUGCAUCCGAACCCGUCCAACGUCAGAAAUUCCCCAACUCGAAGAAAGAGAGAGAGGAGCUUUUUCGUCGACGUAAGGAAGAAAUGAUAAUUGCUGCUCGGAAACGAAUGGAACAGAAAAUUGCCGGUGGAGAUGAUGCUUAAUCAAGAGAUUUCUUGUGUUACAUAACUAUGGAAAUAUACGGUAAUUCCUUGCAUCCGUUCCCACCCCAUAUUACAGACGUCUUUUACAAUGCUGAAGGAAAGCUCAUAUAAUUUUCUGUUAUAUGUUGGCAAACAACAUUAUUUAUGUUCUUGAAUUUCUUAGUAGCUGGCAAAAUAAGUUGUCUGAUCAAUUACAGUGACUCGUUUCGUAUGAAAGUUUACUAAAAUAGCUAUGUGCGAUGGUGCUUUCCUUUUUAAAAAUGAAAAAAAAAAAAAUUAUGACUUAUGUCCUUUAUAUUUUCUUUAUUUUAUUACACGAUUUUUAUUUACUAAUGCGCGAUUCCUUUUACUCUCAUCAGCGGGUUUGGACUGCAACGGCAUUAAUUAUAGGUCAUUUAAACUUUUGUUUAUGGUUGAAACCCAUGACUUUCAUAUUUUGGACAGCAAAAAAGAAAACUUAAUGUGGAUUAUGUAAGUAAAUUUUGUGUUGUUAUGUUGAAUUAAUAGACUUUCUAAGGGUAAUCUGAUGAACCAGAAUCUAUGCUAUUUCGAAUGUAAAAUGAUGGGCAUAAGGUUCCCCCGAGUCUCAUUGAAUGGCUUCAUACAUAUUGUUUUCACUGAAAAAGUUACGUCUUCUAUGUUGGAUUUAGCAAUUGAAUGAAUUAUGAUCUGUAAAUGCCAGCAUUAGAAGAAGGCUUUCCUUCAAAGUUUGUUUGACACAACAGUCCAAAGAUUUUGUUUUAUUUCAUAUGAUUAUGGUUUAAUAGAUAGUUUUUGUUUAUGUUAUUUAAGUAAUUACCAGAUUUGGCACCUUGUUUAAUGUUUUGCCUAUUUUCGGCUUACGUAGUAAUAUAAUACUAACGGGU
This is a messenger RNA of Schizosaccharomyces octosporus yFS286, 1705 nucleotides long. Its product is annotated as CUE domain-containing protein Cue1/4 family protein. The coding region runs from base 186 to 839 and encodes 217 amino acids. The record is from RefSeq and is a predicted model, not a curated record. Gene Ontology annotation, molecular function: ubiquitin binding. The transcript has a single exon. NCBI's taxonomy places the organism in Eukaryota, Fungi, Ascomycota, Schizosaccharomycetes, Schizosaccharomycetales, Schizosaccharomycetaceae.